Mesocestoides corti is the source of this 213-nucleotide messenger RNA. Lineage: Eukaryota; Metazoa; Platyhelminthes; Cestoda; Cyclophyllidea; Mesocestoididae. The record is from the annotation of a GenBank genome assembly.
AUGUCUUCAGGUUUUGCACGUUUUUACGGCCACAUCUGGCGGACCACUCGAGGGGAAGCGAACACACGACCGGCACGCCAUCAUCUCCCCACGGACGGGGAGGACGCACGGGCCCUCGAGUCAGAGGUGAGUCAUCACCAAAUUGACCGUUGUGGAUUUCCCACGUGGGAAUUGCGACGCCUACUGGGCCAGGCGCUUGAGUUUCUCGAUUAG